Messenger RNA from Chlamydomonas reinhardtii, 1101 nucleotides. RefSeq lists its product as uncharacterized. The record is from RefSeq and is a predicted model, not a curated record. The transcript is spliced from 5 exons. The coding region runs from base 102 to 530 and encodes 142 amino acids. NCBI's taxonomy places the organism in Eukaryota, Viridiplantae, Chlorophyta, Chlorophyceae, Chlamydomonadales, Chlamydomonadaceae.
UACCAAACUUCCACUACAUCAUUCCAUAGUCGGUCGCUGAACUACUCGCAGACUUUGCUUGCACCAAACUCGGGUCCGUCUCCGUGGAAAACUCUCUUAUUAUGCUUGCGUCUCGACAAUGCACCAGUAGCAGGAAUGCAUGCGUCUACAAUCGGACGCAUGCCCUGCCGGGUCUGAGCAUGCCAGCUCGCCGCCGACAGCUCACCGCGUGCGUCGUGGCCGAAGCUGCGGCGAGCGGCGGCAAGGUCAUCGCCAUGUACACGAAACCAGGAUGCGAACUUUGCGAGGGGACGAGGGACCGGGUGCAAGGCAUUAUCGACCGCGCGCAAUUCAUGCCCAGCGCAAUCGCCGAGUGGCGCCUGGAGGAACGGGACAUCACCACCAACCCCGCCUGGGCCGUGUACGAGAUGGAGGUGCCGGUGUUGGUGGCGUCGGGCUCAGACGGGAGAGAGGUCCGGCUGCCCCGCUGGCCGCCGCGCAUGACAACCGACAAGCUGCGGCAGCACAUCGAGGCGUCGCUGCCGCAGUAGCAGCAGGGCAGCAGAAGCAGAAGCAGCAGUGCGUGUGUGGUGGCGGCAGGGGGCUGGCUGACACGGGUGACGGGGCGAUGAUCACGGGAGGGGGGGGGCAGUCGGACACGUGCAGCAGGCUACCACGUGGUCGCGUGGGGUGGAGCAUGUCACGCCGCCAGCAGUAUAUGCAGGAUGAAACCUGGAGGGGCGUGUGAUAGUGUAUGUCGCUUUAUGUUGACGUGUACCAGUAGGCGCAUACGAUAGGAUUCGGACUAUCCCUGCAGAAAGGAGACGCAUGGGACUCGGACUGCCCCUUCUUGUACUGGCGCAUUCAUUGGAGUGUUGUGCUGAGCAGGUAAUGCGUACAGGUACUGCUUGCUGAGUAACAGGGGUGAAGUGUGCAUGGGAAAACACCCUCGCCUUUCUGGCGCGUUUGCUGCAGCACAAGGAAGAAAUCACGUGUGAUGGUGUCUGCAAUGGCGUAUGUGCAUGACCGGAACAACGGCUAGCGGCUUUGUUCGCGCAUAUAUAUGUAUGGUAUGGUGGGCGCAUGAGGGUUACAAGCAAUCGGUUGUAAGGACACACAGCG